UCUCCAUAACCAAACCGAUAAAUCAAAAAACAAGACAAGAGACUCAGAACUCGUUUUGAGGAUGAAACUGAUUGAGAAAACUAUGAACAAGUUUAGCAAGGACGAGGAGAAAGAAGAUGGAAGCAAGAUCUUCCAGACAAUCGAAGUAGCUAAGGUUGACCACCGGAGAAACGUACCUCCGCCGCCGUCCACACCAUUGCUAGAGGUUUCCACUGGCGACGAACUUAGCCUGCUUCCUCCGUUGAACUUUGCGAUGGUCGAUAACGGUAUUUUCCGGUCUGGAUUCCCGGACUCGACCAACUUCUCCUUCCUCAAGACUCUUGGCCUUCGCUCAAUCAUAUCGUUGUGUCCAGAAGUGUAUCCUGAGAACAACAUGCAGUUUCUCAAAUCCAAUGGAAUUAAGCUUUUCCAAUUUGGCAUUAAAGGCUCUAAGUGUCUGCCAGGAUUAGAGAACGAGGUUUGGUUGCAUCUUCGGAAGCAUCAGAAUGAGGGUUCCUAUACAAAUGGAAAUUCCAAAACUACGGAAGCAUUUGUAAAUAUCUCAGAUUUAAAAAUCCGUGAAGCACUUAAGGUUCUUCUCGAUGAGAAGAACCAUCCAGUUCUGAUUCAUUGCAACCGAGGAAAGCAUAGGACAGGGUGUCUUGUUGGGUGCAUGAGAAAACUCCAGAAAUGGUGUUUGACAUCGAUCUUCGAUGAGUACAAGCGAUUUGCAGCGGCUAAAGCUAGAGUUUCAGAUCAAAAGUUCAUGGAGUUAUUUGAUGUUUCGAGCUUCAAGCAUAUUUCAAUGUCUUUCUCUUGCUCCAGUAGCUAGGUAGAAGAAGAAAACAACAACAACGAUCCUUUGGGUUUGAUUGAUCAUUCAGUCAGACUCUUGAGCCUUUUCCGUAUAUCUUCUUAGUUGAAUAACAAAAGGAGGAGAGCAAUCAUGAGUUACCAGAGGAAUAUUACCAUCAUUCUUCUAGUUUUUGUUUCACUUUUCUCCUUAUUCAGUCAAUAAUACAAGUAUAGUAAUUGGAAGAAGGAGAAGGAAUAGAUUCCUUUUCUUUUGAUUCUUUUGUAUGCUAAUAAUGUGUAUCCAUUUACUCAAGUCAGUCUAAGCAUUUCAG
Molecule: messenger RNA, 1106 nt
Organism: Eruca vesicaria subsp. sativa (arugula)
Lineage: Eukaryota; Viridiplantae; Streptophyta; Magnoliopsida; Brassicales; Brassicaceae
Source: the annotation of a GenBank genome assembly